AUGGCCAGAUGCAUCGACAACAACGGUGUUGCAUACAGAUGUAAUUCCGCGUGGUAUGACUGGGGCAGAUGGGUCGCCCUCGCCGUCAUCAUCCUCGGCGCAUUCCUCAUCUUCUUCCUGUUGAGCUUGUGGAGUGCUCGCCGAAGACGUCGCAUGGGAAGACAACCUCUGUACGGCACAGGAUGGACUGGACGGGCGCCUUGGGGUCACGGAGCUGCUCAGUACAACCCGGGCUACCCACAGACACAGCAACCGUCUUAUCAAGCCGCCCCGCCUGCCUACAAUCAAACCCAGAGUUACGGCGGCUACUACGGCCAAAACCAAGGCUACUUUGGCGGAAGACAGACGGACGUCGAAAUGCAACCUCCGCAAAAUACCUACAGAGGAGGAGAUGAUGUCUACGCCCCCCCAACAAGUCCUCCGCCAGCUAAAAAGUGA
Molecule: messenger RNA, 438 nt
Organism: Cladophialophora psammophila CBS 110553
Lineage: Eukaryota; Fungi; Ascomycota; Eurotiomycetes; Chaetothyriales; Herpotrichiellaceae
Exons: 2
Coding region: 1-438 (145 amino acids)
Biological process (GO): vesicle-mediated transport
Cellular component (GO): intracellular membrane-bounded organelle
Source: RefSeq, a predicted model, not a curated record